Messenger RNA from Prinia subflava (tawny-flanked prinia), 3794 nucleotides. It is a transcript of the gene MYLK4, whose product is annotated as myosin light chain kinase family member 4. Lineage: Eukaryota; Metazoa; Chordata; Aves; Passeriformes; Cisticolidae. Gene Ontology annotation, molecular function: myosin light chain kinase activity; ATP binding. Bases 956 to 3085 code for a protein of 709 amino acids. The record is from RefSeq and is a predicted model, not a curated record. Gene Ontology annotation, biological process: protein phosphorylation. The transcript is spliced from 15 exons.
GAUAACUUAAUUCAAGUAAAAUCAAAUGUAUCUUUAUUGAUACACACAAUUAUGCGAUAGUAGAGAAGGGAAAAGAAGAGAGAGAGAGAGAGAAAAGGGGUAAAGGAUGGUAUAGCUACCGACUGAACAGACAUGAGUCCUCGUGACGCUGGUACCAAUAGACCACCUUUGCAGUCCUCGUGGCGCAGGCCAAUAGAUCCGUCGUCUGCCGGGGAGGCCUCAAAGUGUGAGUCGCAGGGGGAAGCUUUUAGAGUCAUUUCAGAAGCAGGGGGCACCCAGCCAAUGCAGGCAGAAGUGGGGGGCACCUGGCCAGCGUGGGGGGAGCAGCCAAGAGUCACUGUGAGGAGGCCUGUUGCUCUGGGAAUCAGGUGCAACCAUUCAGAUCAGGCACGUUUGGGGCAAGCAGGUCUGGGCUCUGCAGCAGGUACAGCACAGUCAGUCAAAGCAAACAUGGCCUCUGCAAACACGGCCCAGGAAGCGUGACAGUGUCCAUUGUUCCUGCACAGGUCCCUGAGGAGGGCGUCUUGGUCCAGUGGGUGCAGCUGCAGGGAGAAGCUUGGAUCUCUCCUGUGCUGUGGUCCAGGGUCCAUGGGGGUCUCAGCCUCUGACAGUCGUGAGGCAGAUGAGGGAUUUUCAGACCAACUCUUACAAAGGGUUAGUUUGUAAAGCCAGCUGAUCACAGAGUGACAGCCUGAGGCAUCCAUGGGUCUUGUCUGCUCUGCCUGUUGAGUGGGCAGUCACCACAGAGGAUGCCCACUGUUUCUGACCAGGGCUCUGCUAAUUUGUGCUGGACAGUAGUCAAAUACAUAAGAGUAGUUUAUAAAUUAGUUGAGCUGGAGUUGCCAAACUUGGCUGAGCUAUAUCUGAGCAGCCUGGAUGGAAAGCCUUUGCAACUGAUAUUGUCCUCAAGCAGCUGAUCAUCAGAGCAUUUCCUUCCCCUACCCAAACCAGCAAAAUGACCACACACAGCAGGCAGAGCUCUUCUACGUCUAUGGUCAAUAACUUGGCCAAAAUAUUCGAUCCAAACACUUUGCAAAGCCAAGGGCCAGAUAAUGGAAUGGAACCUCCUCAAAGUCUUCCUGUUGAGAAAAUUGAUGUCAGCACAUCUGAAAGUUCCAGCAUCAUGGAUGUGAAGUUUGCCUCCCUUGAAGAGAAAAUUGAUAAACUCUUGACUCUCCAAGACAAUGUCCUUAAGAAGCUUAACAGUGUUUCCCAAGAAAUCUGUUUCAUUGAAAAAGACAUGGAGAUGGUAAAGGCAGAAACAUCUGAACCUGGAUCAAGGAUGGAAAGAAACAAAAAUAUGAGAAAUAAUGAAGUGAAGAGACUUUGCCUUAAAAUGAAAAAAUCUCUCUCUGAUAUAAACAGGAAAGCAGAGCAGCAGGUUAAAAGGCUAGAUGGACUUGAACAAAGUGUUUCUGGACUACAGAAACUUGUAGGACCUCUGGUAGAGAAGGUGAAAACAUUAAUAAUUCAUAAUUCAAGUGUAAAACAUCAUGUUAAAAAACGUAAAGUUUGCAAGGCAGGAGCUGAACAUCCCUUUAGGAUGCAUGUUUUCUCGGAGACAACAGCUGGUGAUCUGCUCAAGAAGAAAAAUGAAAAGGUCAUCAAAGAAAAGUCCCAUUUUGAUGCAACAGAAACAAAAGAAAAGAAGCCACCAGAUUCAACAGAUGAGGACACCCAGCAGAGUCAGUCCUGCUCUCAGGAAGAAGAAGUUGAUAAGCUCAACAAGGAAAAUGCCAAGAGGGAAAGUUCUGUUCUGCUUGAAGUGGAUCCUCCCAAAUUUCAUACUGAAGAGUCAGAGGAGAAAGAACAAAAUUUGUCUUUAGAAAGCCAUUACGUAUACAGGAGAAACUCUUUUCAGGAAUCUCUCACCCCAGAAAAACAGCAGGAAGAAGAUGCUGUUGAUGAUGCUUGUCAAGAGCUAACUGUGCAGGAGAUAGAGAGUGAGUCCCCAGCAGAUGAGGAGAAGAAGGAACAUCAGGUGCCUGAAGAUGCACAUGAGGAACAGCAAGAGGAGAAAGAGAAUGAAGGAGAGGAAAAUGCUGAUAAGAGUGAAAAAGGUGCUGAGGAACCACCAGCUCCUUCCCAAAAGGAAGAUGAGGCAGAAGAAAGAGAUGAUGAAGAGGUAUCAGAGGGAAGGUGUAAAAGCUGCGAAAAAGAUGAUAUUCCUACUCCACCAGCACCAUUUGAUCACCGGAUAGUCUCAGCCAAAAGGGUGGGGAUCAGCAAUUAUUACAACGUCAACGAGGAUGAAAUUCUGGGAGGAGGACGAUUUGGGCAAGUGCACAAAUGUGAAGAGAAAGCAACAGGUCUCAAGCUGGCAGCCAAAAUUAUAAAAGCACAAGGUCCAAAACAGAAGGAUGAAGUAAAAAAUGAAAUCAAUGUUAUGAACCAGCUGAAUCACGUCAACCUCAUCCAGCUAUAUGAUGCUUUUGAAUCUAAAAAUGACAUUGUACUCGUCAUGGAAUACGUGGAAGGAGGAGAGUUAUUUGACCGAAUUAUUGACGAAAACUACAAUUUGACAGAGAUGGAUACUAUCUCGUUCAUAAAACAGAUCUGCAAGGGAAUUCAGUACAUGCACCAAAUGUACAUUCUUCAUUUGGAUCUCAAGCCUGAGAAUAUCCUGUGCGUGAACCGAGAUGCAAAUCAAAUAAAAAUUAUUGAUUUUGGAUUGGCAAGAAGAUAUAAACCCAGAGAAAAACUUCGAGUUAACUUUGGGACUCCAGAAUUUCUUGCUCCUGAAGUUGUGAAUUAUGAGUUUGUCUCUUUUCCUACAGACAUGUGGAGUUUAGGAGUCAUUGCUUAUAUGCUCCUCACUGGAUUGUCUCCUUUUUUGGGUGAUGAUGACAAUGAGACCCUCAACAAUAUCCUGGCCUGUAACUGGGAUUUUGAAGAUGAGGAAUUUCGAGAUGUUUCUGAUGAGGCCAAAGAUUUCAUAUCAAAGCUUCUCAUCAAAGAAAAAUGCUGGAGAUUAAGUGCAACUGCUGCCUUAAAACACCCCUGGUUAACAGACCACAAGCUCCACUACAGACUACAGAAAAAGGCUAAAGGUGUCUGUGUGUCUCAAGCACCCCCGGCUCAAUAGCCUCUCUGAACGAGCUGCCAAACAGAAGAAAAGCUGCUGUGUGGUUACUGCUGCUAAGAGAUUUGAAAAUAUCAGCCGUCUCGGUGCUUUACCCUCCUGCCAUGACUGAGACUUCUAAAUGGACCAACAGCUCUUUAGUUGCAGGACAAGUCCCAGCAUUGUGGAGCUGCUUCUUUAUUCAGCUGUUAAAAGAAGGAAAGUAUUUCUCCAGGUUGCAGGAACGUGUUUCUUCUGGAGCAGCAUGUUCUCCAUGCCUGCAAGUGCUACAUUAGCUUGGUUUCAUAAUGAACUUCUCUCUAUAUAGUCUUAUAUUCUCAUUUACUUAUCAAAGACUCCCUAAAGUUUAAAUUACCAUGUCAAAUUAACUGUUUCUCAUCGGAGCCCAGAAGGCAACCUGUCAUAUGUUAUAUCUGUAGCCAAGGUUCAUUUGACACUGGAAUCACAUAAUUUAAAAACAAAACAAAACAAAAAAAAAUUGCAGCAAAUUUAAAGCUGCUUUCUGUAGAAGAUUUGAAGUUUGUUUUUUCUGUCACACUAAAAUGAGUUAAGGAUUAGCACAACCAGAGUUAAAGCCACGUUAAUGUAACACCAGUGGAAGGGAGAAAUGAGUCUUUCCUUGUGUAUAAGCGAAUUUUCCACAACUGUGAUACAGUACAUUUCAGGAUUUUUGGCCCGAUGAAUUACUGCCUGUUGUAAAUACACUUGGAUU